Anopheles merus is the source of this 1927-nucleotide messenger RNA. RefSeq names its product paired box protein Pax-6 (gene hbn). Gene Ontology annotation, biological process: regulation of transcription by RNA polymerase II. Lineage: Eukaryota; Metazoa; Arthropoda; Insecta; Diptera; Culicidae. The record is from RefSeq and is a predicted model, not a curated record. The transcript has 5 exons. Gene Ontology annotation, molecular function: RNA polymerase II transcription regulatory region sequence-specific DNA binding; DNA-binding transcription factor activity, RNA polymerase II-specific. The coding region runs from base 432 to 1481 and encodes 349 amino acids.
UACCAUGUUCAUUGCUAGGCAGUCAUUCGAGUAGAUCACAUCACGGGCAGGAGCGAUUCUCUGGAAGUGUAUGCAGGAUUUUAUUACGAGUCCGUGUCUAAACGAUCGUAACGGUGUGUGUGUCCUUGUGUUGGAUGUGAUUGUGGCGUUAAAAAUUAAUCAAACACAAACUUAAAUGGAAAUUAAGGCGGUAUGUGCUGUUGAGUGUUGAAAUAAAGUGAUCUAGUGUUUUGUGACUGUGCUGAAUAAAAAGUGUGUUCAAAGUGACAAAGUGACUCAAGAAACAGAAAUUAAGCUCAAACUCUUAUAACAGACUCAGCUUCGAAAGCAGUGAACAGUGAACAGUGAAAAAAUAAAAGAAAAAAAAAAACAGUGAUAACAAAACUAACCAAAAGUGUAGUAAAGCCACAUUUGCACAAAUCAUUGACUCAAUGUUGAAAAUGAUGUCAGGAGCCGUGCACGCCGAACGGGUCAUUCGCGCACCGCCCCAGAGCAGCGCGAUUUCGAAACCGCGUGCCGUCUACAGCAUAGAUCAGAUACUGGGGAACCACCACCAUACGCGAAGGACUAGCGGCCCCAACAACAAUAACAACAGUCUUACGAUUAACAACAACAACAACAGCAGCCCUGAUCAUGAAAAUUCGCUCAAACGAGAAGGCUCCCCUGUGGAGGUGCACGAUAAUGGCGUUGAUGUGGACAACGAUGACGAGCUGCCGAUCAUGGGUGAUAUCGAUCCGAUGGAUAACGAUCCGAACGAUAUGGGCCGUCCGAGAAAGAUUCGAAGAUCUCGGACAACGUUUACCACCUACCAGCUGCACCAGUUGGAGCGGGCGUUCGAAAAGACGCAAUAUCCGGAUGUGUUCACCAGGGAGGAGCUGGCGAUGCGGUUAGACCUUAGCGAAGCUCGUGUACAGGUUUGGUUCCAGAAUCGUCGUGCAAAGUGGCGCAAACGAGAGAAAGCCAUGGGACGGGACACAUCUGCCUUCCUCCAUCACGAACAAGGAAUGCCUGAAUUUCCACUAGCGCUACCGCUAACGCACAACAUACCGCAUCCAGCGCUUCCGACCGAGUUUUGGCCACCGAACUUUGGACUGCAUCCUUCGCUGCUGCCCGGCGCGCACGGGUUGCUUCAUCCGAACGUAAUGCCCAACUACAAGAUCCCGAACUUCCACGCCAUCCUGUCGCAGUACAUGGGGCUGAACAAUCUGUUCGGUGGCUAUCCGCAGAAUCUCAGCAUCAACACACGCAUCAGCCCCCAGAACAGCCCGAAGCAGAGUCCAACCAGCGUGCAACCGACGAUGGUUGGUGGGCCGGUCGGCAUUAACAACACAAGCAACAGCAGCACGAACAGUGGCGCAAGCAUUCUUAGCAGCAGUAACAGUAGCAGUAGUAGUAGCAGCAGCAGCUCCAGCAGCAGCGGUAGCAACUCUAACAUUAGCGUUGGGAGUAACACCAGCAAAGAGUGUAUCGUUGAGAAGUAAGAUGGCGCAGUAGCACCGAUGCAAUAUGUUAACGGGGGUAUAGAGGAAAGAUUAAAAUCUGACGAUAACAGAUUACGAUUAGGUGGGCUGUAAAUAGUCUAGAAAAAGAUGGAGCAACAAGUGCUGCAUCGUACGUAUACGUGAUUUAAGUUAGCGAGGGAUGUGUUUUUUUUGUUUAUUUGUUUUAUUGUAAUGUUUAACCAGCCAGUAAGAGAAUUCAUUCCACAAAAUCAAGGCAGAUUAGACAAGGGAAGAAGUGUAGCGCCAAUAUACCAACAUACCAAGGAUAAUCGAACAAACACAUUGAAGGAAGCGACCCGUGUACAUAAAGACAUAUAUAUGCAUAUAUUAUUUAAAGGCAACUCAAACUGUUUCGGAAGAAUGAUAAUGUUAGACCUCGUCCAUGAUAAGAGCAAACAAACACAUCAAUAAACGGUUAUCAAAAU